Trichobilharzia regenti is the source of this 3861-nucleotide messenger RNA. Lineage: Eukaryota; Metazoa; Platyhelminthes; Trematoda; Strigeidida; Schistosomatidae. The record is from the annotation of a GenBank genome assembly.
AUGGCAAGGAAAUAUCUACAGCUACUGACAGCAAUAAUUGUAUACCAAUGUGUUAAUGUUGUUCUGAUUAUUACUGGAACAAGCGGUUACACGUGUCAUUCUGGAAACGGUGAAGUACUCAUUAGAAGUUCAUCUCUAGACGAUUCAAUGAAACAUUCACAUAGUGAAACAAUAUUCAAUAGUAUUGAAAAUAACAAUAAUAGUAGUGAAAAAAUGAAACAGUUAAGAAAGCGAGGUGUAUUCACAUCACCACAAUGGCCUAAAUUAUAUGAACGUGGCACACGCUGUAUUUAUCGUUUUAUAGCAAAUAUUGGAGAAAAAGUUCAUAUAAAAUUCGACCAGUUCUUCCUAUCAGGUGAUAUGCCAAUCUGUUCAGUCGAUUUCUUAGAUGUAUAUAUCGAUGUUGCUUCAUCAACUCUAGAUAUGGACAGACAAAGUGCUAUAUUUACGCAAGCAUCUUCAUCAGCUUUGACUGGUGAACAACAAACAACAACACCGUUUUCAGCAGCCGUUUACUCUUCUGUAUUGGACAAGUCAGAUUUAUUGGGACGUUACUGUGGAAAUUUCCUGUCAUCUAACUCAGUGACAUUUACUAGCUUGCAUAGAGAGCUAGUAAUCGACUUUUAUGCUGAUUUAGAAAGACCUGGAAAUUCAUGGUAUACGUCUGGAAAGUUGCAUAGUUACGGUUUCAAUGGGACAUUUGAAUUUAUUAACGAUGAUGCUUUCUACCCAGGUAAGGCGCUUUCAUCAGCCGAAUUGCAUAUACCAUUUGAAGACGAUUUACCUUCUUCGCCAACUACUACUAGCAGCACUGUUGGUGUCCCCACUCUCAUCCGCAGCAGCAAUUGUCGUUUUCGUAUUGAAGCAGAACAUAUGCCUAAGACAGGUACAGAAGGAGGUACUAAUUUUUUAGAUGAUGUAUCAGGUGAAUUGAUCUCACCUACUUAUCCAGGCUUUCAUCCUAAUAAUCUUAUCUGUGCAUAUCAGUUAAUUGGUCUUCCAUAUCAACGAAUUAAUUUGGAAAUAUUGGAUAUAAACUUAUACUCAGGUUCACCAGGAUGUCCAAAGGAUUUCAUUCAGUUUUAUGAUGGAUUUCAGAUAGACAACACAAGUAUCAGUACGAAUUCAAUCGGUCAACGUAUAUGUGAUAUUUCGGAAGAUAGUAUUCACAUUGUAUCUAGUGGGCCAAGUCUAGUUGUAUUAUUUGUGACGGGUCAGAUACAAAUGAGCCAUACUAGUGGUAGUAGUAAUAAUGAUGAACAAAAUGUUAUGAUGAAAGUGUUCAAUUCAAAUCGUCGUGGUUUUCGGUUACGUUACACUUUUACAAAAAAAUUGUUGCCUGUCAGUGAAAUACCUGGGGGCAGUCAUAUUCGAGGAACAGAGUGUGACUAUCUGAUAAAUCGUCAUGAUUCAGUUGAAAGACAACUUGAAUCUCCUACACUGAAUAACAAUCUUGUAUUAAUGCCAAACAGAGUAUGCAAUUUCAUUUUUAUUGGAGAUCAGUUUAGACAAUACUUUGAGACUGUGUCUAUUGGAUUUGAACAAAUAGAAUUGCCGAAACCAAGUGAAGGAAGCCAAAAAUGUGACCGAGGUCAUAUGGCAAUUUAUGGAAGCAGAUCGUCUAUUGGUGAUCAAAUUAUUCAGAAACCAAAGUAUGAAUAUUCUCAUGAGAUACUCCAUUCGAAUAAAGAACCUGAUCAUAUCUUUUGUGAUAGAUUAAAUGAACUAGAGUCAAUUACAGUUCGAUCAGGAUAUCAUCACUAUCCAAUCAAUGGACGACAUAAUGUUCUUGUGAUAAGAUUUAAUUCAAGUGGCUCUGACCUACCUGGUCUGAGUAUGAAAUUUACUUUGAACUAUAGAUUUAAAAAAGAUUUUGGUAUUCCCGGUACAAUGAUCAAUCCUGGUGGUUGUCAGUUUUUGUAUAUUAAUUCUUUCGACGCAACAGUGUCUACCACUGAAGCUUCUUCUUCUUACUCUUCUACUGCUUCAUCCAAGUUAUUUACCUCUCAAAUGAAUAAAAUACCUCCUAAAGGGUGGACUAAUUCGCCCUUAUAUCCGAAUGAUUAUUCGCCCAAUUCAGAUUGCUUGUAUAUAUUUACACCACAGACUGAUUAUCUUGUUGAUCAGUCUAUCCGAUUAGUUUUUGAAACCUUUACAACUGCACAUAGACUACAGAUGAAAGAUGUUUUUGUAAACAUAACAGAAGUAGAGAGAUUUCAGAAUUGUCAUGAGGACUUUCUUGAAAUAAUACAACUAUACAUUCCAUUAAAAGAAGAAGUGAUGAGUGCAUUAACUUCACGUGUAAAUUAUCCAUCUACGCUUGAAAGAUCAUAUGAGGCAUGGAUACAACGUUGGCAUAAUUUAGAAAAAGAACUACAAAUCUACCUUGGAACAAAUCAGCAUAUAUUAGAGCCUACAAGUGUAUAUUGUGGAAGUUAUGUGCCAGGUCCAGUUGUUUCAGAUACGUCAGCUACCGCUAUCCUAAUGCGAUUUCAUAGCGGACAGAAUACUACCUCCAAAGGUUUUACACUGACCUAUGAAUUUCUACCGAAAGCACUUCUCAACCCAGUGAAAUCAAAUGUUGCAGAUAAACCCGCUAGCGAUAAUAAUAAUAAGGCUAAGCAAAUGAAUAAAUAUGUGGCAGGUGGUUUAAUAACAUCACCAAACUACCCAAAUUCAUACACGAAUGGUUAUAAUCAUGAGUGGUAUAUUAAAGGAACCCUUGAUAACAGUCGCAUUCAACUUCAGUUUAACUUCUUGGAAUUGGAGGGUUCACUAAUGAAUUGUUCAAGAGCAGUCCUUCGGAUAUACGAGGGUCACAAUCCUAGAAGUCUUUAUGAGUUUUGUGGGAAUCCUAGUGAGCUUUCUUCAAUUAUUAUAUCUAAUCCUGUAGCAAGAGUGAAAAUGCACACAGCGACGGAUGCUUCUGGUUCUAAAGGUUUUGAGUUGGUUUGGACGGAUUUGCUUCCAAAUGAUCCUGAAAUUGGAUGUAAAGGAUUUCUGUGUGAACACACCAGUCAUUGUAUAUACAAUGAUCUAGAAUGUGACGAAAUUCCAAAUUGUGGGAUGUAUCAAAAGAACGGAAAAUGGGUAAAAGACGAGUCAGAUGAAACGACUAAUUGUUCAUUUGGAAACAGUUACAAUCUAGCUCAUAUUGGCACGGGCAUACUAUUGGCUUUGAUUUUUCUUCUUUCCAUAGCCUGUUAUGUUUAUUAUCAUGAAUACAAACGUAGGAAAAAUAUGCCAUUGGAUCCUUUAACAGAGUUAACUGGUUCAAAACACUCACUAGCAUUGAAUCAAUCUACUCAAAAACUGAAUGCACACUGUUCAAACAAGAAACAUCAACUGCAUAAGCAUCACAACUGUCAAACAUCUGGAUUACUGUGCGAUUUGUUAACUGAGAAAGAAACUGAUGUCAGUUCAGUAAAAAAGCAUCAACAUCAUCGUCAUCAUUAUCCGCAUGCCCAACAUCUGUCACAUUCGCAUCAAAUCCCCUCACAUACUCAUCCUCACCGUCAUCACCAUCAUCAUAAUCAUAACAGAAAAGUGUUUGAACAGGGUGGACACUCACAUUUAGUCAAUGCACAACAUGAUUAUCAUGGAGCACAUUUUCCCUUGGAUAAUCAACAUGAUCAUUGUCGUACAAACAGAAUGAGUAAUAAAUUGCAACAAAGGACUCCAUCACAUUCAGGAUCACUAGUGAGAAAUGGUGGACGUACGGUGGUACCAGAUUCUUUACAUAGUAGUGCUGCUAAUAAUCCAGGUGGAUUACUUGUUGCGGGAACUGGGACUAAUCUAUCAACCAGUAUGGAUGGAGGUUUACUUAUCAGAGAAAGAAUGCAAAAAAUAUCGAUAGUUUGA